This is a messenger RNA of Pogoniulus pusillus (Red-fronted tinkerbird), 393 nucleotides long. It is a transcript of the gene INSL5, whose product is annotated as insulin like 5. The transcript is spliced from 2 exons. Gene Ontology annotation, cellular component: extracellular region. Gene Ontology annotation, molecular function: hormone activity; G protein-coupled receptor binding. The record is from RefSeq and is a predicted model, not a curated record. NCBI's taxonomy places the organism in Eukaryota, Metazoa, Chordata, Aves, Piciformes, Lybiidae. The coding region runs from base 1 to 393 and encodes 130 amino acids.
AUGAGGAGCAUGCUGCUGCUGCUGCUGGCCUUGCUGGCUGCCCUGGCUGCAGCAGGAGAAGGAAGAGGUGAAGGAACCACCGUGAAGCUCUGCGGCAGGGACUUCGUCCGAGCUGUUGUCUUCACCUGCGGAGGCUCUCGGUGGAAAAGGCACUUGACUGAUUAUCAUUACCUGUUUGAGGGUGACAAGCCCCUACUUUUCUCACAAGACACCAAGGGUUACACUGACCUCUCGACGUCCGCAGUGCAGAGGCUGGAGACAGAGGACACAGAGCUGCAGCCCAAGGCAGAGAGCAAAUCAUCUGCGCUCAAGAAGCGUGAAGCGGCCAAGCUGCUGACCACAUCCUGCUGCAGCAUCGGCUGCAGCGAGAGAGAGAUCAGUUCCCUCUGCUAG